Molecule: messenger RNA, 999 nt
Organism: Penicillium argentinense
Lineage: Eukaryota; Fungi; Ascomycota; Eurotiomycetes; Eurotiales; Aspergillaceae
Product: putative HAD superfamily hydrolase
Exons: 1
Coding region: 1-999 (332 amino acids)
Biological process (GO): glycerophospholipid biosynthetic process
Cellular component (GO): mitochondrion
Source: RefSeq, a predicted model, not a curated record
AUGCAUCCCGUUCAUUUUGCUUACCAACGGCGGGGGAAACACGAGACAGAACGUGUCGCGGAAAUCAGUGAAAAGCUGAAAGUGCCCUUGGACGCAACAGAUAUUGUUCAAAGCCAUUCUCCCUUCGCGGAGCUGGUCAAGGGGCCGGAUGAGGCGAACGCGCUAGAGAACAAGUGUGUAUUGGUGGCAGGAGGCGAUGGCGACAAUUGUCGGCGGGUGGCGGAACAGUACGGCUUCAAGAAUGUUGUGACACCGGGCGAUAUCUUCAUGGCCAAUCCCUCUGUGUGGCCUUUCUCGAAGAACUUCUCCGACUACUAUAAGACAUUUGCUCGCCCACUUCCCAAGCCCAUCGAUCCGACGGAUCCUACCAAGGGUCUGAAGAUCGAUGCUGUGUUUAUUUUCAAUGACCCCAGAGACUGGGCCCUGGAUACGCAAGUCAUCAUGGAUCUCCUUCUCUCGUCGCGAGGGCAUGUUGGGACUCUGUCGGAGAAGAACGGUCGAACCGAUCUUCCCAACCACGGCUACCAGCAAGACGGCCAACCUCAUCUGUACUUCUCGAACCCAGAUCUGUGGUGGGCAGCAGCAUAUCCUCUGCCUCGUCUCGGUCAGGGUGGAUUCCGAGAGGCGCUUGAAGGUGUUUGGGCCGCAACCACGGGUGGCCCUACUAAAGGCAUUGAGUUGAAGAAGACGGUGAUCGGCAAGCCUUACCAGGGGACCUACGAGUUUGCGGAGAUGCAAUUGCUUCGUAACCGAUCCAAGGUCUUUGGCGCAGACCUGCCGCCAUUGCAACACGUCUAUAUGGUCGGAGAUAACCCGGAGUCGGAUAUCCGAGGCGCAAAUUCCUAUCGCAGCAAAUUCGGCAGCAGUUGGGAAUCUAUCCUGGUGCGUACUGGAGUCUACAGUGGUGGAGAUCCUGCAUGGGCACCUAAGACAGUUGCCGAUGAUGUGCAGAAGGCCGUCCAGUGGGCUCUGGAGUCUUCUAAAUGGUUAUUACAGUAG